AUGGGGAAGCCCAAACCCAGACCUGCCACUAAGGGGGCUGGCAAGGGGAAGGCUACCGCUACUCAACGAGGAUCCAACACAGCCUCCCGUCCAGCCAGCGCAGGACGGACGCGGCUACUGCUACAAGGGGGAGGUAAUGCUGCAGCUCCUCCACCACCGCCACCGCCGCUGACUGCUCCGCCGGCUGCAUCGCCUCGAUCUGCACCUCCUGCUGAACCAGCGUUACGUGCAGCUGGUCGAGCACGUACGACAGGAGUGUCAUGCACGUCCCAACGUGCAUCACGCGCUGCUCGACGCGAGUUGGGGGCUCGCCAGGAACCAAGGCAGGGGGAGGAGGCGGGCUUGGGGCGUGCAGGAGAGGUGACGGUGGAAAUUGGGGCAUUGGGGGACGAGGCGGCUGCGGCUGGAAGGGCAGGGGAAAACAGCGUAGCGGGGACUGUGCGGGUGGCCGCUGUGGUGCCCAGGACGGCGGCUGCAACGGUGCCUGAGGUAUUUGCGGCUGCUGCGUCUGCAGUGGAGACGGUGGCGGACCCGGUGCAUGCUGGCGGUUCUACCGCUGCCUUUGGCGGCGGCUCAACUUCACCCUCUGCCGCCCCACGGGUUGCGCAGUCGGAGGCUGAGGAGCCAAGUCCGGGCGCGGAUCAGGAGCAGACCGCGGAGGCGGCGUUGUCAGCGUUGCCGGCACCUGUGACGGCGGCUGUGCUGGCGGCGGCGGUGUCUGCUGCCACUGGGAAGCAGGGCGGAGCCCCGACGGCGGAAGACGUGAUGAUUGCCGCAGCGAGCGCCGAAACGCCUGUUGCUGCCGUGGCCGCAAACAGGUAG
Molecule: messenger RNA, 822 nt
Organism: Closterium sp. NIES-65
Lineage: Eukaryota; Viridiplantae; Streptophyta; Zygnematophyceae; Desmidiales; Closteriaceae
Source: the annotation of a GenBank genome assembly